This is a messenger RNA of Mytilus trossulus (common blue mussel), 2748 nucleotides long. RefSeq names its product transducin beta-like protein 2. The coding region runs from base 75 to 1424 and encodes 449 amino acids. Lineage: Eukaryota; Metazoa; Mollusca; Bivalvia; Mytilida; Mytilidae. Gene Ontology annotation, cellular component: endoplasmic reticulum. Gene Ontology annotation, molecular function: protein binding. The transcript has 12 exons. The record is from RefSeq and is a predicted model, not a curated record. Gene Ontology annotation, biological process: endoplasmic reticulum unfolded protein response.
AAAUCUUCGGCGAUAUCCACACAAAAGAGGAAAAAGUAAGAGGAAUAUCGAAAAUUAUUUUCCAACUCAUCAGCAUGGCGGAUUCUGUAGAAAACUCAGUACCGGCGUUAGCAGUUACUGCUGCAGUUGGAGCUGUAGUCCUAUUAUUCGUUCUUUUAUGCAGUGUCGGAAGACGUGCAGACAAAAAGGAGGAAGAUGAUCAGAAAACAGAAAGUGAAGAAAAGAAAGUGAACAAGACUGAAAAGCAGACAAAGAAGUCAAAGCCAGCUCAAAGACACAAAAGAAUACAGCAUGUACCAUUUAGCCAUGCAUGGCUGGCUACCAUUCUUAGAGGACAUAGCAGCCCAGUUCUUGAUUUUGAUUUCAGUCCAAAUGGAAAAUAUUUAAUCUCAACUGCUGAAGAUAGAUCUGCUAUGCUCUGGAGUACAAAGGAAUUCAGUAAGAAAGAGCACAAAUUUAUUCGAGGAAAUAUAGAACUUGAUCAUGGGACCAGAGUGAAGUUUUCCCCAGAUUCUAAGGCUUUUAUUGUAUGUCUAGGAAAUGCAAAUACAGCUAGAAUUUUACGAAUCGGUAAAAAAGAUGAUGGCUCUCCAGGAAAUAUAACUGCCGCUUUGGACUUUCCAAAAAAACAUACAGCCGAGAUUAUACAGAUAGGUAUUGCUAGUAGUGGCAGGUUUAUUAUGACAUGUAGCAGAGAUACUACAUUAAUUGUUUGGUCUAUAAAAGGUGAAGUAUUGUCUAUACUAGAUACUCAUCAGAUGAAUAAUGUGUAUGCGGCUGUGUCACCUUGUGGAAGAUUUGUUGCUUCUUCAGGUUUUACACCAGAUGUAAAAGUUUGGGAGGUCAUAUUUGACAAAGGAGGAGGCUUCAAAGAUGUUAAACGUGCUUUUGAAUUGAAAGGCCAUUCAUCUGGUGUAAACUGUUUCUCUUUUAAUAGUGACUCAAGUCGGAUGGCUUCAGUUUCUAAAGAUGGCACAUGGAAAUACUGGGAUACAAAUAUUCGAUAUGAAUUAUCACAGGACCCGUAUUUAUUGACGACUGGCAGUAUUCAUUGUGAAAUACCUAGUCAUAUAACACUCUCUCCUGAUGGGAGGAGCAUAGCUGUAGGGGGAGAUAACUCUAUUGGUUUUUAUAAUGCUGUCUCAGGGGAAGAGGAAGAGGUCUUGAAAAAUAUACAUGAUGGUUUUAUAACAGAACUUUCCUUUGAUCUCUCUAACAAAUAUCUAGUUAGUUCAGGUGAUAAACAUAUUGUAAUACUACACAACAUUACCGGCUACAGAGCAACUAUAUCAGACUUGGAAUCAUCAGAAAUAAAAGCUACUACACAGGCUCAGAAAGAAAGAGUCAGGCAGCAAAUAGCUGAAGCCAGGUCUUCCCUAGAAAGCAUACUAGGAACAGCCAAUGGACAUGCUGAGAGCAAAUAAACAUUUUACCAAAGACAGCUAUCACAUAUAUACAGGAAGCUCCAGUGAACUUGUUUAUACUCUUUAUAUUGUCAAUGUGCCACAAAUUUUAAUGAAAUGUAAUACAAUGUGCCCUUUUAGAGUUAUUCCAGAAAAAAAUGGAAGGGGUAGGGGAAGGGGGAGAAUAACAGCACCUUUGUGGGUUUUGUAAGGGAACUUAUCAAGCUGUUUGAUUUAUUGAUGUCUUGUUGGUCCUUAAUAGUCAUGUACCCUUCUUCUUUAUUUAUUUUUUAAUCAUCAAGGUUGUCCUGUUGUGUCUUAAUUCACUGACCAAGCCCUAAAGAAUCUUUAAAAGAUUAAUUUUGGAGAAAUUUAAGGAUGUUUUUUUAGCGAAAUUUAAAAAAAAUCCAAGGAUUUAAAAUUAAUACCAUAAGUUGGAAGAGCAAUAAUUAAAUGAGCAAAGAUAUUGAUAGUUUUGGAGCACCUAGUUAUGGACCUCCAUUUUGAGAUAAUUUUUUUUUUAAAUGGCUGGGAAAAGCUGACUUGGACUAGAAAAACUCCUGCAUGAAUACCAAGCUGUGACUUUCUAAAAGGAAUUUUACAACUCAUCUGUAUACAGUACCAAUAUAAAUGUAACAUAUGAAUAAAAGAUUUGUGGGGAAUAUACCUCAAACACACAAAAAAUAGCUGACAAAUAUCAACAGGUCUAUAUACACAAAUGUUUUCUUCUAUUUCUACUAUAUUAAUGACACCUUCAACAAAUUGAUAGUGUGUUCCAAUCUGUAAUAGGUCUUUAAAAAAGAUACUUUUGUGUACCUUGUUUUAUCUAUGGAAAAAAUAAUUUAAUUUGAAUUUCUUGUUUGUCUUUUGUGGAAUUAAUUAUUACAUUAGGUAUUGUGACUUUUUCAUGCAACAUCACUUAUCCUGAAUAUUCUCUUCAGUCACAGAUGCUGUACCAUUCAAGGUAAUUUAACAUGUUACAAAUGCUUGUGUUUCUUAGUUGGUUAUAAAAUUGGCAGCCCUCUUUUGAAUUCUUCCAAUGCUGUGUAUCUCUAUGUUUUGUGGAUGAGUCCUAUGCUGUAUAUAUCUAUGUUAUUUAGCCGAGGGUUUUAAAUGAAGCAUGUUCAUACAAUAAUAUGCUAUGUACUAAUUGCCAAAGAAUUGAAUAAAGAUUAUUCUUAAAUGUUGCUCUAAAUUUACUUAAAAAAAUGAAUAUAUUGAAAUAUUAUUGAUAUAUCCAACCCCUCCCCCUUCCAAUUUUAUUUUCUGGAAUAACUAAACAUUUUAUUUUAUUGUGUUCAUGAAGGUUAUGGAUGUUAAAAGAAAAUAAGAUAUAUUAAUACAG